CAGAAGUAUUCUGGGCUAUUGUCCUCACUGGACCUGCCCAGAAGCAUUGCAGUUGCUGAGAUUUCUCCUUCCCCUGGGAGCUCUGUUGGAAGCACAUGAGAUUCCAUUCUGCGGGGUUAUUCCUACCAGAAGCUACCAAAGCCGGACACCUACCAGCUCUAAAGCUCUGUGUCUCAGCUCAUCUCUCCCAGGAUUCCAAUUAAUUGAAGCAAAGAUUCAACAAGGUGCCUGAGGACUGGAAGGAGAAUGCUCCGAGGCCGAUCCUUAUCUGUGACAUCCCUGAGCGGGUUUCCCCAGUGGGAAGCUGACAAACUUCCUGUGGAGGAUUUGCUGCUCUUUGAAGUUUCUUGGGAGGUGACCAAUAAAGUUGGAGGGAUCUGUACUGUGAUUCAGACAAAGGCCAAGACGACAGCAGAUGAGUGGGGUGAAAACUACUUUCUGAUAGGCCCACAUUUUGAGCACAAUAUGAAGACUCAGGUGGAACCGUGUGAACCGUUGAACGCAGCUGUCCGACGAGCGAUGGACGCCAUGAAUAAGCACGGCUGCCAGGUGCGUUUCGGAAGGUGGCUGAUAGAAGGGAGUCCCUAUGUGGUGCUCUUUGACAUUGGCUACUCUGCCUGGAACCUGGACAGAUGGAAGGGCGACUUCUGGGAAGCGUGCAGUGUUGGCAUCCCUCAUCACGACCGGGAAGCCAAUGACAUGCUCAUAUUUGGGUCUUUAACUGCCUGGUUCUUAAAAGAGGUGACGGACCAUGCAGAUGGUCAACAUGUUAUUGCCCAUUUCCAUGAAUGGCAGGCUGGAACUGGGCUGAUUCUUUCUCGAGCCCGGAAACUCCCUAUUGCCACAAUAUUUACAACCCACGCCACAUUACUUGGGAGGUAUCUGUGUGCAGCAAAUGCUGAUUUCUACAACCACCUGGAUAAGUUUAACAUUGACAAAGAGGCCGGGGAAAGGCAGAUUUACCACCGCUACUGCAUGGAGCGGGCAUCUGUUCAUUGUGCUCAUGUAUUCACCACAGUUUCUGAAAUAACAGCAAUUGAGGCAGAACAUAUGCUGAAGAGAAAGCCUGAUGUAGUUACUCCAAAUGGCUUGAAUGUUAAGAAGUUUUCAGCAGUGCAUGAAUUUCAAAAUCUGCAUGCCAUGUACAAGGCCAGGAUCCAAGAUUUUGUUCGAGGUCAUUUCUAUGGUCAUCUUGACUUUGAUCUGGAAAAGACUUUAUUCCUUUUCAUUGCGGGGAGAUAUGAGUUUUCAAACAAAGGAGCUGACAUCUUCCUAGAAUCCUUAUCUAGACUAAACUUCUUGCUGAGGCUGUCGUAUUUUCUAAUCUCUCAUCAGAUGCAUAAAAGUAACAUCACCGUGGUGGUGUUUUUCAUUAUGCCUGCCAAGACAAACAAUUUCAAUGUGGAAACCCUAAAAGGACAAGCAGUGCGGAAGCAGCUAUGGGACACUGUACAUUCAAUGAAGGAAAAGUUUGGAAAGAAACUCUAUGAUGCAUUGUUAAGAGGAGAAAUUCCUGACAUGAAUAAUAUUUUGGAUCGAGAUGACCUAACAAUUAUGAAAAGAGCCAUCUUUUCAACACAGCGACAAUCUCUGCCACCGGUGACAACUCACAACAUGAUUGAUGACUCCACAGACCCUAUUCUCAGCACCAUUAGGCGGCUCGGGCUUUUCAACAGCCGCUCAGACAGAGUCAAGAUAAUUUUGCACCCAGAGUUUUUGUCUUCCACCAGUCCCCUGUUGCCCAUGGAUUAUGAGGAGUUCGUGCGAGGUUGUCAUCUUGGUGUGUUCCCAUCAUACUAUGAACCCUGGGGUUACACUCCGGCCGAGUGCACUGUGAUGGGCAUCCCCAGUGUGACCACAAACCUCUCUGGCUUUGGUUGUUUCGUGCAGGAGCACGUGGCUGAUCCAACUGCUUACGGUAUUUACAUUGUUGACAGGCGGUUCUGCUCUCCAGAUGAUUCUUGUAAUCAGCUGACUCAGUUUCUUUAUGGAUUUUGCAAACAAUCACGCCGCCAAAGAAUCAUCCAGAGGAACCGGACGGAGAGACUCUCAGAUCUUCUGGACUGGAGAUACUUAGGCAGAUUUUACCAGCAUGCUAGGCAUCUGACUUUAAGCAGAGCUUUUCCCGACAAUUUUCACAUGGAACUCAUGUCACUACCAAUGACAGAUGGGUUUAAGUAUCCCAGGCCUUCCUCAGUACCACCCUCUCCGUUGGGGUCUCAGGCCUCCAGUCCUCAGAGCAGCGAUGUGGAAGAUGAAAAUGAAGAUGAGCGAUAUGAUGAGGAAGAGGAGGCUGAAAGGGAUCGGUUAAAUAUUAAGUCUCCCUUUUAUCUGAGCCAUGUUCCUCAUGGGAAGAAAAAGCUGCAUGGUGAAUACAAGAACUGAAUUCCAUCCUUGCUGAGUGGAGCUGAUGUAGUAAGAACACACUCAGAGUGAUUAUUUAACAGAAUGAAAAUGCCAUGUUUCAUUCCAUUUUCUUCCUGGAAUUACAAUGGAAUUUAUUCUCUGCCUAGAAAGUAGGGAGUAAGUGAAUGGCAAUUUUGGAAUUUAGAAUAAAAUCCAAAUUAUUAUUCCUCUCUAAAUUUAGGCAAGAGGAGGGAUGUUAAAGGGACAAGACUAGAAGUUUUAAAAAAUUGCUAACUUAAGCAAUGGAAAUAUUCUUUUAGGAAUAGGUUUUUUUGGUUUUUUUGUUUGUUUGUUUUUUGUUUUCCUGUUCUGAGAAUGGAAUUCACAGCCUUCACACUGAGCUAUGUCCCUAGGCCAUUUUUAUUUUUAUUUUUUUGAGACAAGGUCUUACUAAGUCACUAAGUUGCCUAGCCUGGGUUUGAACCUCCUGCCUUAGCCUCCCAGAGUGCUGGGAUUACAGACGUACAUGUGUCACAAUGUCCAGCCCAGGGCUUACUGUUUAACUUUUCAUCAUCAUAAUCCUUUGCUUAGUAUUGAUACAACUUCUACACCCCCAUCAUGCAAGUCUCCCAUUCCAUUCUCAAAGAUGCUAUGAAUAUACACUACUGACAUAUUUUAAAUAACUCUUACUGAUUAUUUUUCAUUUUAACAUGUGUCAGCACCCUAAAUUUAUAUUGAGCUUUGCUGAGAAUUAUCAAAAUCCAUAAUAAAUAGCGAUACUAGAUCUAUAUCUUGAUGCAUAUUUAUAACCUCUCAUAUGAAAUCUAGAGUUCAUGUUCAAAUCAAUGAUAGAAAGAUGUUGCCACCUAUAGUAUAUCAACUUACUGUAACAUUUUUCUGUUCUUUAAAUGGAAAGCUUUUUUGAAAAUUUUGGCAAUCUCCCAUCAAUGAUAAAUUGUUAAAUUCAAAGGAAUAAGUAUAUCAAUAUUUAAUGAUUUAUUUUUAUUGCUAUGUUUUGUUUAAAAAUCUUUUAGACAUUAGAAUAACAUGUAAAGCACUUGUUGUGAAUAGUACUUAAUAUAACAUUUAAAACUAUCUUUUUAAAAAGUAGCAAAAAAUUGCAUCUACUUAAUUAUGAUAAGAACAAUGUCUCUAACAUAUUCUGUGAUGUGCUUAGAGUAAUUACUCUUACACUGGUUUAUGUUUUAACUGUGAUUUAAUCUAAUUUGGCAAAAAAAAAAAAAGAGUAAAAACAGCACAUUCACUGUUGAAUUCUUUUUUUCUUUUAGUAACAGAGUAGCCAUUCGCUGUGUGAGUUCCAUCUCAUGCACUGUGAAUACCUUGACUGACAUGUCAGUUGGCUUUCAUUUGUAGAGGCUCUAAAACAGUGCUGGUCUUCUCAGUACUGGGUUAUCGAUGGUAAAAUGGAAGAGGAAGAAAGACAAUGUGUCUCAUGGGUCAAGACCAGUGAAAAACUGUAACCCAGCUCUCCUAUUUCCCCACUGACUAGGAAAAAGUGGAAUAAUGGAUAUAAGCAACAAAUCAAGCCAAAAUGGAAUAUGUUUGCAAAUACAUUCUUUUUAGAGGUUCAAGAAAAAAGAAAUUACCUAAAGCAUAACUCUUGAAAAAUGCUCUGCAAAUGCUAGUAAACCUAGGGUCUGCAGAGAAGUUUGAAAAACUCUGCACUAGAAAGCAGAAAAAAUAUGAUGGGGAUUUCUAUUGCAGACUUAUUUGUUAAAUUCCCAGAAAAAUGUCAUGAUGGUGAGGGGAGUUUCAUUGUUACAACAGUCAUGCCAAUGCAUCCAUAGUAAAACAUCACAAUGUGUACUUUCAAAGGAUACUCUUGGUGGGUAUGGUUUACAGUUAUUGAAAGCAUGAUGCACUGUACAAUAAAAUGUCUCAGUAUAAGACCUUAAAAUUAAAUUCUUUUUGUUCAAUGCGGUAAUAGUUCUAUGAUUAGAAAUGCAUGCAAUAUAAAUAACUGCAGAAAUUAAUUGAGUUGCAAACACCUGGCUUUGAGUGACAAAUUGUAGAAAUUGGAAUUUCUACCCCGCACUCCUCAGCUUUCUACUGAGACAGCUACUACCACUUGAUUCCAUUUCAGUCAUUUAUUUAUACUUUCCCCAAGAUCAACAAAGCCUGUGAGAGAAACAAAUGGGGUUGUUAGUAGAUAACUUUGUGUCUCAUAAUGUGCCUUGUACAAAGGGCAACCCCAUAAGUAAAUGGUUUUGUUGGAAGAAAUAAAGGUACAAAAAAUCGAUCUUUUUAUGGAAAAUAAUGUAUAGUGCUUCAUCAGUUGAUGACAAGACUUUUUUAAAUGGAUUGUACAACUUGCUAAGAUCUGUUGUGACCCCUCAAAAUGCAGAUGUUGAGGGCUGGGGAUGUAGCUCAGUGGUUCUGCCACCUGCCUCUAAGUGCAAGGUCCCGAGUUUGAUCCCCGGUACAAAAGAAAGAAAGAAAGAGAGAGAGAGAGAGAGAGAAGGAAGGAAAGAGAGAGAAAGAAAGAGAUCCUAAUCCCCAAUAUGACGAUACUAGGAAAUUGCAGCUUUCGGGAGUGAUAGGUUGGAAGAGCAGGACCCUUAUAGAAGAGACGCCAGCUGAGGUGGCGGGGGUGUAGCUCAGAGGUAGAGCACAUGCUGAGCAUGCAUGAGGCCUUGUUUUUAAUCCUCACCGCCAAAAAAAAAAAAAGGAAGAAAGAAAAAAGAAAGAGAAAAAAGCAUCGGAGAGCUGCCUUGCAGGCCCUCACCAGAUAUUGAUUCUGCCAAUACCUUGAUACUGGACUUCCAAGCCUCUAGACCAGUGAGAAAUAAAUUUGCUGCUUAUAAACCACCCCAUUUAUGGUACUUUGUUUCAUCAGCCCAAGCUAAUCAAAAUACCACUCUACCUUCUGUGGGGUGAGUCCGGGUGAGCAGAACUGGUUUGGCAUAUACCAGUGUGAGCACUACAGUGCUACAGUACUGUGUUAACAGUUCUCCAGGAUACAAGGAGGACUCGAAAAGGGACUGGUCAGAUCUACUUGAAGAAGUCUGAAGAGGCUUCAUAGGAUGAAUCCAAAAUUCUAUGAAGUCAUGUGAGUGAUAUCACUGCCUAUUUCCCAGGGUGGCUGUGAAGAUAAAAUCAAAUUGAGAAUGAAUUAUUCCUAAAGGAAUUUCAUCAGUAGGAAGACCCUGGGAGGAAUAAAGCUGCAUUCCCAACUUCCCUUUCUCCUCAGGCCAAGAUAAAAUAAUGUAUUUCAAGGCUGAUAAGACAUAUGUUUUUAUUGAUUGCAACCAGGUAAAGAAGAAAUGCAGGUUGGAGACUGAUCUGAAUAAGCCAGGACCUCCUUGCCUCUUCUCUUUCCUUUCUCAGAAUCACAAAGGUGUAAGGGGGGAGAUGAGGUAUCUACAGGGAAACAAAGAAUAACUGAGAGCCCAGGCUGGAGAGGACACAAAGGCAAAGAGGGGCAGGACAGCUUCAUUGUGUAGAAAGUGGCUGAAUGUCCUAUCUGGAGGUGGGAUGUUCUAUUUCAUGUGCUGAAAGCAGUAAUUUCCCAAUUUAAGGUACAAGCUAUAUGAUUUGAACGUUUUUUGACCUAUGAUCACUUGCUCAUUUUAGUUUGUAAAAACACAGAAAUAAAGAGAAUUGCAACAA
Messenger RNA from Heterocephalus glaber (naked mole-rat), 5976 nucleotides. RefSeq names its product glycogen synthase 2 (gene Gys2). Gene Ontology annotation, biological process: glycogen biosynthetic process. Gene Ontology annotation, cellular component: cytoplasm. The record is from RefSeq and is a predicted model, not a curated record. Lineage: Eukaryota; Metazoa; Chordata; Mammalia; Rodentia; Bathyergidae. Gene Ontology annotation, molecular function: alpha-1,4-glucan glucosyltransferase (UDP-glucose donor) activity.